Molecule: messenger RNA, 417 nt
Organism: Aureobasidium musti
Lineage: Eukaryota; Fungi; Ascomycota; Dothideomycetes; Dothideales; Saccotheciaceae
Source: the annotation of a GenBank genome assembly
AUGGCCGAGGGAAAUGCCUUGGUAUUACGUCCAGCACAGAUUCAAGCUCUUACGUCCAACUAUUCAGGGUCGUCUAACGAGAAUGGCCACCAGUAUGGAGCAGGAUCCAUGAUUGGUGUUGCUUUGGGCAUUGGACUUCCUUUGACGUUUGCAUUGCUCAUGGCUUUGUUGCGAUCCCUGGAACCAAUGGGCGCUCCUGGAAAAUACAGAAGGCGUUCGUUUUCCACUCUUUCAAAGUCUGGAACAAUGACAACAAUCGCAUCGACUUCAACUUACGCACCUCAACAACCCAAAGCAUCUCUGCAAAAGUUUGGCUACAGCAAAGGAUACUAUGCUCACGACGGCGAUCUCAGCGUACCUGUCUUUGAGCUACCGUCCAACCCUCCGGAGAGAAACGAGAGGGUCGAAGCGCCAUGA